Molecule: messenger RNA, 804 nt
Organism: Uloborus diversus
Lineage: Eukaryota; Metazoa; Arthropoda; Arachnida; Araneae; Uloboridae
Exons: 3
Coding region: 1-804 (267 amino acids)
Biological process (GO): DNA replication
Molecular function (GO): nucleotide binding; DNA binding; DNA-directed DNA polymerase activity
Source: RefSeq, a predicted model, not a curated record
AUGAGUGAAUUACGAGUCAAAACUGAUGCCACUAUCCAGAAAAUUCAAAACCUUGGAUUUCACGUUGUACAGAUAUGGGAACAUGAGUUCAAAGGUCUGAAAAAAGAAAAUGCAGAUUUGAAGGACUUCCUGAAAUCGCAUUCACUAAAUGAUAGACUCAAUCCAAGAGAUGCAUUUUUCGGAGGGCGAACCAAUGCGACAAAGCUUUUUCAUGAAGGUCCGUCGAAAUAUGUUGAUUUUACAUCGUUAUAUCCGUGGGUAAAUAAAUAUUGUACUUAUCCCGUUGGGCAUCCAGACGUUGUGACGAGCGAUUUCAAGGAUAUAAAUGAAUAUUUUGGACUUAUACAAUGCCGCGUAGUUCCACCUCGGGGAUUAUACUUGCCAGUUCUGCCCUACCGGUGCCAGAAAAAAUUAAUGUUCCCGCUGUGCCGAACUUGUGCAGAGGAGACGAACCAGAGUCCCUGUACUCAUACGGAAGAGAAAAGAGCUUUGAUAGGAACGUGGGUCACCGAAGAGGUGAAACUUGCUAUAAAGAAAGGCUAUCGUAUUACACACAUCUACGAGGUGUACGAUUUCGAAAAGAAGUCGGAUUCCCUUUUUAAGACGUACAUCGACCUCUUUUUAAAAAUAAAACAAGAGAGCAGCGGUUGGCCAGCAGAAUGUGUAACAGAUGCAGAUAAAGCGAAUUACAUUUCUAUGUACAAGCAAAGAGAAGGAAUUCUGUUAGAUGCAUCAAGUAUCCAAAAGAAUCCAGGAAAGAGGCAGGUUGCUAAACUAGCGCUUAAUAGCUUCUGGGGACGGUAA